Messenger RNA from Penicillium robsamsonii, 438 nucleotides. RefSeq lists its product as uncharacterized. The record is from RefSeq and is a predicted model, not a curated record. NCBI's taxonomy places the organism in Eukaryota, Fungi, Ascomycota, Eurotiomycetes, Eurotiales, Aspergillaceae. The transcript is spliced from 2 exons. The annotation marks the transcript as partial.
ACUAUCAAGGAAUCAACUUUUUUGAAAGCUGCAUGGAUUCUUACCCUUCGUUGCUUCCACCCAGAGGUGACAAGCUUAAGUUUUGUUGAAGAACCGAUUCCGAGAUCCGAUCCCCCGAUUGCUUUCACUAUGCGAGUGAAUCCAGAUUGGGAUGUAUCGUCACUUCUCGAAGCUCUGGAGAUGAAAGGGUUCAGCAAAAUGACAAGGUCAUCACAGUCUUAUGGCGCUCAACUUUCAGAUAUCCCUCAGUCCCGCCACGUUUGUAAUUCAGCACUCAGAUACGUGACUAUUGCGGACCGGCUUUUGACUCCAUCGACUUCACUAGAUGAAAAGAUAGAGCUUGUCGUUGUUAAAAGCAAUGACCGGAUGAGCGCUAGAAUCAGGAACUCGGAAAAUAUCGCAGACUACUUAAACGACAGCAUGUUGUGGACUUUUUAA